Molecule: messenger RNA, 900 nt
Organism: Lodderomyces beijingensis
Lineage: Eukaryota; Fungi; Ascomycota; Pichiomycetes; Serinales; Debaryomycetaceae
Source: the annotation of a GenBank genome assembly
AUGCAUUCAAGCAGCAAGUCUUCAAAAGCCAUGCUAUUCAUACUUUCCACAUUUGAGUCUGCCGUUAUAAAAGGUGGGGUUUAUUGGAUUAUUGAGUGUGCUGUUGAGAUUUUUAGCUUCUACAGUUUGAUUGUCUACUGGCUCAGCUAUGUGCUUUCGAGGCAGGCGAGAUUUUUGAUUAGGUUGGCGAGAACCCAGGGCUCGUUGGAGGAUUGCUUCUUGGUUUGCAAUAUCUUGGUUUUGGUGACGGGGCUGAUGUGGCUAUAUUUAUGGCAAAUAGGCGACCCAAAGAUGAAACAGGCCUACGCCACGGUGGUGGGAAUCUCCCUACUUCGGUUCGGCGUCUCGUUCUUGAGACUGGUUAGAACCAUGGCGACGAAAAAAUCGCCCAAGUACCAGAUCAAGUCGGUGUCAAAGGUGAACAAGUACACUGCAGAGAGACCGGUUAUGAGAGUGUUGAAGGAAGAGAGCUCGUGCAUGUUUUUCUUUGCUUGUUCUAUAUGGGACUCACCGCCUAGUUUUUUCAAGCUAUUGCUCCUCGUAUCGCACUCUCUCGUUGCCGUGUUGAAAGCUGUGGAUGACGUCAAGUCUUCCAAGUCGCUCGAGUUUUGCAAGUUCCUUUUCGGGUUGUUGGAAAAUGUCGUGCUAGUGGUGUUUUGGUGCGAGUCGUUUGAAAAGCUCCAGUUUAAUUAUUCCAUUUGCUAUACCUUGACCUACUUUAUGAAAUACGAGGAGUCUGGAACCGCGUCUUCUUCGUUGCAAAUUAUGCUGAUGUUGAUCCAGUAUCUAUAUGGCAAGUUCAUGCCGAGAGGAGGAGCCGCUCCCCAUCCACAGGCACUCUUGCAAAGACCAACCUCGUAUGGAUUCGACUGCUUUAGUAUUGUUAGUGACUUGAAGUAA